GCGGGCUUCGCCGCCUGGGUCUUCCCUGGGCCCCAGCCGUCCCGUGCGCGGUCUGGCCGCUGGAAGCCCAGAGGCUCUCGGAAGUUUUGAUUUGGAACCAGGAAAGGGUUUGAACUCUCUCAGAGUUGUGGGGAGAGGCCACGGUUUCCGGAAGUGAAGAACGUCGAAGAAAUUGUUGUUGGCGGUUAUUAGGUUGUGGUUUUCACAUGCGGCCAGCCCAGGAGCUGAGAUUUUAAGAGAUUAUCCCUCCUCCCUUACCCCGCCAGAGACUUAGAAAUAAGGGAACUGACAAGUGAAACAACUUGAGGAAUGGAGAUGUGAACAGCCAACGGGACACCUGCCUCUCCGGGAUCUUAUCUUGGGUAUAGUAGUUCCUUCGUGGAUGUUUGUGCAGUGGAUGACGGAGUGAAUGAAUGCACAAAUGAACAAGGAGCAAACACACGUAGGAUUAGGUGGCAAAUCUCCCUGAAGACCCUUAGUGUGCCUUCCUCCAUGAGACUGGAGGCUCUCUGCAGAGGCCUUUGCUGACAACACCUCCUCCAUAUGGAAGGCCAUUUGACGUGCUUCAGAGUGGCAAUAUCCAACCCGUUCUCUAAAGCCCAACUUCUGUGCCAUCUCCCGAACGAUGUCCCUCUAAACUCAUUCGCCUCCAGAUUCCCAGACUCACUUUGUGAACCUCCUCUGAAGGAUUUAGCACGUUAUUUCCUGCAUGUACAGUAACUCGCAUAUGCAACUUGCUUACGUGGUUGAGGGCAGGGACUGUACUGCAGUGGUGUUCGUAUCGCUCCAGCUCCUAACAGAGGAACUUACACAUGAGAAACUCUCAAGGCACCAGCUGUGAAGGCCAGCUGGGGAGAGCCUAGCCUGUCUGUGCUGAGUUCCCAUUUAGGCUCAAAGACUAGAUCCAACGUGGAAGAACACGGUUUUUUGGCUUCCAAACCAGGUAACUCUGGAUAAGUGAACAAACAAAAAAAAAUGUGAUUCUGACACGUGCUACAACAUGAAUGAACCUUGAAGACGUGCUAAGUGAGGCAUCAGACCACAAUCUUCUUAUCAGACCACAACAUUAGUAUUUGCCACCUUGGACAUCACAGGUACAGAGUCAAAGAGGACCAGCACCGCAAAUCCGUUGAAAAGGCCUGGACUGUUGUUACUGAGUUGGUAUUGCAAACUUGGUAACACAGAGGAGUGGAUGUUUCCUGACAACCUAGUUUGAUUACAUGGUGAAAGGACAGAAGAGAAGACCAAGUCCAGGUAUUGUGGAACAGGAGGAUUUUUCAGUGUAUCCAGGCCUCCAUGCUGUUACAAAGGGAACAGGGGCCGUGACAUUUCUCAAGCUUCUAGCCUAAUGACCUCUGCUCUGUGCAUAUCCUUUCUUGGCAUUUACAUAACUGGAAGAAUGGGUGCAUAUAUAUAACAUUAUAGUCACAGUUAUUAGAGAUCUUUUAUUAUUUUUUAAGUAAUCUCUACACCCAACAUGGGGCUUGAACUCACAGCCCCAAGAUGAAGAGUUGCAUGUCCUACCGACUGAGCCAGCCAGGGGCCCAGGUAACCGGCCAUUAGAAAGAACAGACCUCGCUUCGUGACCAGCGGGAAGCCCUCUUCUGAAUGACAGCCCCUUGUCCCCAGGCCUUUUCGUCAUGGGGAUUGGCAAGCGAAGUCUGCUUGGCCUCCCUGUGUGAUCCAGGCUUACGAGCCAGGGGCCACUUUUAGAGCCGCCGGUGGGGAUGACAUCCGUUUGUCACCCGGCUGUGAGCUGUUGGGUGAAACCAGCUCCCGCUGCCCGCCUGUCAGAGCCUGCGUGAGAAGGAUGCCGUUCUUUCCUGACAGCGUCUACCUUCACAAUCACCUUAGCCUCAAAAAUGCACCAGGAAUUCACGCGGCAGCGGCACAUUCCAAAUCCCUGCGUAGGGUGGCCGCGCCCAGAUUCCACAAGAGAGCCUCGGCAGACCUGGCUUCCCCCGCCUGCCUUCCCCACCUCCUCAAGUGUCUCUGCCUCGUGACUUUGAGCCGUGGUGCCAUCAGGCAGGGACGUGUCUGCGUUUUUGAAUGACAUCAUUGGUCCCAGAUGAGAGGUACCAGUGACCCCGGCCGGGAAGGUCCUGAGCGCUCGGCAACAUGGCUUCCCCGCCCCACCAGCAGCUGCUGCAGCACCACAGCACGGAGGUGAGCUGUGACUCCAGCGGAGACAGCAACAGCGUGAGGGUCAAAAUCAACCCCAAGCAGCUGUCCUCCAACAGCCACCCCAAGCACUGCAAGUACAGCAUCUCCUCCAGCUGUAGCAGCUCUGGGGACUCGGCGGGCGUCCCCCGGAGAGUGGGCGCUGGAGGCCGCCUGCGCAGGCAGAAGAAGCUGCCCCAGCUGUUCGAGAGGGCCUCCAGCCGGUGGUGGGACCCCAAGUUCGACUCGGUGAACCUGGAGGAGGCUUGCAUGGAGCGCUGCUUCCCGCAGACCCAGCGCCGCUUCCGGUAUGCGCUCUUCUACAUCGGCUUCGCCUGCCUUCUGUGGAGCAUCUAUUUUGGGGUCCACAUGCGGUCCCGACUGAUUGUCAUGGUAGCCCCUGCUCUGUGCUUCCUCGUCGUGUGUGGGGGCUUUUUUCUGUUUACCUUCACCAAGGUGUAUGCCCGGCAUUACGUGUGGACCUCUCUGGUUCUCACCCUCCUGGUGUUUGCCCUGACCCUGGCUGCCCAGUUUCAGGUUCUGACGCCUCUCUCAGGACGUGUUGACAGCUCCAAUCACACCCUCGCCACCAAGCCCACAGACACUUGUUUGUCUCAAGUGGGGAGCUUUUCCAUGUGCAUCGAAGUGCUCUUUUUGCUCUACACCGUCAUGCACUUACCUUUGUACUUGAGCUUGUGUUUGGGAGUGGCCUAUUCUGUUCUCUUUGAGACCUUUGGCUAUCACUUCCGAGACAAAGACUGCUUUCCCCCACCCGAAGCAGGGGCCCCACACUGGGAGCUGCUGAGCAGAGCCCUGCUCCACGUCUGCAUUCACGCCAUUGGGAUCCACCUCUUUAUCAUGUCCCAGGUGAGAUCCAGGAGCACCUUUCUCAAGGUGGGACAGUCAAUUAUGCACGGAAAGGAUCUGGAAGUGGAAAAAGCCCUGAAAGAGAGGAUGAUUCAUUCUGUGAUGCCAAGAAUCAUAGCUGAUGACUUGAUGAAACAGGGGGAUGAGGAGAGCGAGAAUUCUGUCAAAAGGCACGCCACCUCCAGCCCCAAGAACAGGAAGAAAAAGUCUUCCAUACAGAAAGCCCCUAUAGCGUUCCGCCCUUUUAAAAUGCAGCAGAUCGAUGAAGUCAGUAUUUUAUUUGCAGAUAUCGUGGGCUUCACCAAGAUGAGUGCCAAUAAGUCCGCUCACGCCCUGGUGGGUCUCCUCAACGAUCUGUUCGGUCGCUUUGACCGGUUGUGUGAAGAGACCAAGUGUGAGAAAAUCAGCACCCUGGGAGACUGCUACUAUUGCGUGGCAGGGUGUCCAGAGCCCCGGGCUGACCAUGCCUACUGCUGCAUUGAGAUGGGCUUGGGCAUGAUCAGAGCCAUCGAGCAGUUCUGCCAGGAGAAGAAAGAGAUGGUGAACAUGCGUGUCGGGGUUCACACGGGGACCGUCUUGUGUGGCAUUUUGGGCAUGAGGAGGUUCAAAUUCGAUGUGUGGUCCAAUGAUGUGAACUUGGCCAAUCUCAUGGAGCAGCUGGGAGUUGCUGGCAAGGUUCACAUUUCUGAGGCCACUGCAAAAUACCUAGAUGAUCGGUACGAAAUGGAAGACGGGAGAGUGACUGAACGGCUUGGCCAGAGCGUUGUUGCUGAUCAGUUGAAAGGUUUGAAGACAUACCUGAUAGCGGGUCAGAGAGCGAAGGAGUCUCGUUGCAGCUGUUCAGAGGCCUUGCUUUCUGGCUAUGAGGUCAUUGACGGCUCACGGGUGUCCUCAGGCCCUAGGGGACAGGGGACAGCAUCGCCAGGGAGUGUCAGUGACUUGGCGCAGACUGUCAAAACCUUUGAUAACCUUAAGACCUGCCCUUCGUGCGGAAUCACGUUCGCCCCCAAAUCGGAAGCUGGUGCAGAAGGAGGAGCGGUCCAAAACGGCUGUCAAGAGGAGCAUAAAAACAGCACCAAGGCUCCUGGAGCUCCUAAUUCCAAAACUCAAAAUGGACUUCUGAGUCCUCCCCACGAAGAGAAGCUCACCAACAGUCAGACCUCCCUGUGUGAGAUCUUACAGGAAAAGGGAAGGUGGGCAGGAGUGAGCUUGGACCAGUCAGCUCUCCUUCCACUGAGAUUCAAGAACAUCCGGGAGAAAACAGACGCCCAUUUUGUUGAUGUUAUCAAAGAAGACAGCCUGAUGAAGGAUUAUUUUUUCAAGCCACCCAUCAAUCAGUUCAGCUUGAACUUCCUGGAUCAGGAGCUUGAGCGAUCCUAUCGGACCAGCUAUCAAGAAGAGGUUAUAAAGAAUUCUCCCGUGAAGACUUUUGCCAGCGCCACCUUCAGCUCCCUCCUGGAUGUGUUUCUGUCGACGACAGUGUUUCUGAUUCUGUCCAUCACCUGCUUCCUGAAGUACGGGGCUGCUUCCAUGCCUCCCCCGCCCGCCGCCCUGGCCGUCUUCGGUGCCGCCCUGCUGCUGGAGGUGCUGUCCCUCGUGGUCUCCGUCAGGAUGGUGUUUUUCCUGGAGGAUGUGAUGGCUUGUACCAAGCGCCUGCUGGAGCGGAUAGCUGGCUGGCUCCCGCGCCAUUUCAUUGGGGCCAUCCUGGUGUCACUCCCUGCUCUCGCCGUCUAUUCACAUGUCACCUCUGAAUUUGACACCGACAUACACUUCACCGUGUUCGCGGGCUCCGCCAUCCUGACCGCUGUCGUGCACUACUGUAACUUCUGCCAGCUCAGCUCCUGGAUGAGGUCCUCCUUAGCCACCGUCGUCGGGGCUGGGCCACUGCUCCUGCUCUACGUCUCCCUUUGCCCGGACAGUUCCGUAGUAAUUUCACACCUGGAUGUGGGACAGAAUUUCAGUUCCAAGGGGAAUCCGUGCAACAGUUCCUUGCCGCGUGACGGCAGAGCAGCCAGCCUGAUUGGCCAGGAGGGGGUUCUUGUCUUCUUUCUCCUGCUCUUGUUGGUCUGGUUCCUGAAUCGAGAAUUCGAGGUCAGCUACCGCCUGCACUACCACGGGGACGUGGAGGCGGACCUCCACCGCACCAAGAUCCAGAGCAUGAGGGACCAAGCUGACUGGCUGCUGAGAAACAUCAUCCCCUACCACGUGGCUGAGCAGCUGAAGGUGUCCCAGACCUACUCCAAGAACCACGACAGCGGGGGCGUCAUCUUUGCCAGCAUCGUCAACUUCAGCGAGUUCUACGAGGAGAACUACGAGGGGGGCAAGGAGUGCUACCGCGUCCUCAACGAGCUCAUCGGGGACUUCGACGAGCUCCUGAGCAGGCCGGGCUACGGCAGCAUCGAGAAGAUCAAGACCAUCGGAGCCACGUACAUGGCUGCGUCAGGUCUGAACGGCGCGCAGUGCCGGGACGGCAGCCACCCGCAGGAGCACCUGCAGGUCCUGUUUGAGUUCGCCAAGGAGAUGAUGCGCGUGGUCGACGACUUCAACAGCAACAUGCUGUGGUUCAACUUCAAGCUCAGGGUGGGCUUCAACCACGGGCCGCUCACGGCGGGGGUCAUCGGCACCACCAAGCUGCUCUACGACAUCUGGGGCGACACCGUCAACAUCGCCAGCAGGAUGGACAGCACGGGGGUGGAGUGCCGGAUCCAGGUGAGCGAGGAGAGCUACCGCGUCCUGAGCAAGAUGGGCUAUGACUUCGACUACCGAGGGACGGUGAACGUCAAGGGCAAGGGCCAGAUGAAGACCUACCUGUACCCAAAGUGCACGGACAGCGGGGCCGUGCCGCAGCACCAGCUGUCCAUCUCCCCGGACAUCCGAGUCCAGGUGGACGGCAGCAUCGGGCGGUCUCCCACGGACGAGAUCGCCAACCUGGUGCCUUCUGUCCAGAGCGCGGACAAGACGCCUCCGGGUUCCGAAAACAACGUGCAGGCCAGGGAUGGUCACCUGUCCUCUAAGAGGCCCUGGAAGGAGCCUGUCAAAGCCGAAGAAAGGUGUCGAUUUGGCAAAGCCAUAGAGAAAAGCGACUGUGAAGAAGCGGGCGCUGAAGAAGCCAGCGAGCUCACCAGGCUCAACGUUUCUGAGAGCGUGUGACGCAGCGCCCGUCGCUGCCGCGGUGCUCUGCUCCUUGAAACCCAGUCACGUUUGUACUUGCCUGUUGUGCGUCCCGAGCACCACAGCCUCUGUCCCUGGACGUGGUGUCAUGUGGUCGUGGCAGCCCUGACGUCUGUGCGGACCACAGCUAUUCAGGGGUCGUUUCCAUCCGUCUCGUUCCUUUUCUUCCCCGGAGCCCUAUCCCCUGGGUGUGACCGUCCAGCAGCGUGGAGAACAAGUGCCUUCGGGGGCUGCCCGCGGCGUCUAGUCUGGGGACAGAGACCGCCGGUGGAGAUCAUGGCAUUGGGUAUUGCUGGACUUUUUAAACAGAAGCUGUGGUUAAGAUAGCGUUCUUACUGCUUUUCCUCACAAGACACUUUGGGUUUUUGUUUUGUCGUCGUUUGUGUUUUUGUUUUGUUUUGUUUUGUUUUGUUUUUGCUAAUACAAUGUUUUUGCGGUUUAUUUUUUUCUGUGUACGUAAUAGUGUUUCCCAGUGCCCUGAUCUUUCUAUGUAAACAUGUACACGCACACACACUUUCAUUUAUGAAUCUGAGAUCAAGUGCCAGUAACUCACUGUGAGGGGUGGUGGGGGGGCGUGGGGUGCGAGCAGCCGCCAGCCUGGACGGCCCGUGCCCUCCCCACCUGCGCCUUCCAGAGCUCCUGGGCCCUCGGGGCUGAGGGGGCACCGCUCCCCGGCCAGGCGGCGUUAGGGCUUCUUCCACGUGCAGGCCCAAAUUCCAGAUGCUAACCAGGGAUGAGCUCGUGAACCCAGGCCUCAGGUAUUUAAGAGCCGUGUUUCAUUCUGCCCCGGAAACCAAGGGGUCUUCCAGCUGGGAGCGAAGGGGUUUGUCUUUGAAGCUGAAUCCUCUGAGAGGGAAACUCGAAAUAAACGUCUGAGGGUUGCAUUUAUUUAUUUAUUUAUUUAUCAGGAAGUGCGUGUUUCGGCGGGGGGGCUGCCAGGACAUUGUGGUGAAGGGAGAUAGGCUGGGUCGGGGAAAGGGGGUCUGCAGAGCACACAGCAGGGCGAGAAGAUGCCCACUAGUGCUUUGGCCACUUUGGGCCACGUCCCCACACAGGGGCUGAGCAGGACCUGGACAGACGUGGCCAGAGCACUCUGGGCCAGAGAUGCUCCCAGCCACGGUUUUCAGCCUAACUAACGCAGCCGCUUCUGCCCUGCGAGCUGCAGAUCAGUGCCCACGGGGCCUGCCUGCUACAGGGGUCGAGUCAGAGCCCUGCUCUGUAUGAGGCAGGAGGCCUGGGCAGAGCACAAGGGUGGGCAGGCAGUGCCGGCAGGGGCUUGGCUCCCACACAGCCCAGAAGUUUCUCAUCCUUUCCCGUUCUUGGCUUGCGCUGGGCCUCUGUGCGGCAGGAUUGAACCUAGUGAGUGAAUCUGAGCCCCCUUUAGGUGGAGUUCUUACACUGUGCGUAGAGACAGAAUCGUCCACGUGCAGAUGAGGUGUUAAACCAGGGCAAGUGUAGAAAACCUAAGGAAAAUCACUUCUGGGCCCUUUGUUGCUAAUCCUGCCUGUGAUGACGUUUUGCCAUGUUGAGUCUGGAGCGUACGUGGUGUUGAACUCAAGCUAGAGUUGCCUUGUCGUGGUCAUUUUCCAGGUGACACUGGCAUACAGUUCACAGGAUAAUUUGAGGACUAGCUCCUUCUCUGUUGAAGGUCUUUACCGGCAUGCCCUGUGCAUUUUCUUUUCGCUGCUAAAAUCUCUGUGUAACUGUCACAUCUACAUCAGGUCCCAUUAUCAACCCCGCCCCCCAAAUUCAUACGCAAUCUGCCAUUUCCGGUAUCAGGAAAUACUGAUUCUGAUCGGCCAGCUCUCCUUGGGGACAUGCAUGGGUCCCAGCAGUAUGGCCACAGCCAGGGUCUUGAUGUCCAAGCGAGUCAGGAGCGCUCUCAGUAACCAAGAUCUUCCUUCAGGUUUUACUGUCAGUUUGUUGGUCUUCCGAUGCCGGAGAAAGGAUGGUGUGACAAUACCUCUUGCUUCUAAAGAAUGUAUUCUUACAAGAUCCUGCAGAAUUUUUAUUUUUAUUUUUGUUUUAAAACACUACCCGAUGCUGUCCUUGCCCAUAGGGAAGGUGGGUGUUAGGGGCUUCUAUCAGUGUUAAGGCGUGUAUCUGAGUGUGGUCCUGUCCCUUUGCCUUCUUUCCCCAGGCUCCAUAGCUCUGGCAGCAGCUAAGGGGCUGGGCAGUUGCUGACUCGUCAGCUGUGUCUCUGCUGUUCCACUCGGAGCACGCCCUCCAAGGUUCAUCUCUGCACAUGCGUCCUCCCCAGCACAUUCUCUUAUUCCUUCCCCUGCUGCAAGGAUGUUUGUGAUUCCUGACCCUGGGAAGCUGCAGACGGCAGGGAGAGGGUCUUAACAUCUGGCGAUCUGGUCCAGCAGUGUGCAAGUUGGAGCCUUUGAUGGAUGGCUCUCCCAGAGUUUUAAAAUUGUCUUUUAAAAAAACACCCUGAGCCUUCCUAAAUAACCAGUACAGAUGUUCUCUCUGGGCCACUAGGCGACAUGGGUCCUUCCCGGUUCCCUGCCCUGAAGCAUACCUCAACGCAGGACCACAGAAUCUCUGCAGCGGGAAUGCCAUGCGCCCAGCUCUGUUGACGUUGAACAAAUAGUCACUGAAGACAGGUCCCUAAGAAGCAGUUCAAGCGCUACCAGCACGAUGGAUGUAUUCUUCACAGUGGCAAUACCUCUUACGAACUUAGGUCAGGAAGCAAUACUUCAGAACUGAAUGUGUGUAAAUAGUUGCUUUGAGUUGCAACUGCUGUUUUCUUCUUGGCCCCAAGUCAGAUCGAAUUAUACACACAUACAUAUAUAUAUGUAUAUACAUAUAUAUAUAUAUAUAUAUAAACAAGCACACACAGAGUUUUAUCCAGUGCAAACAAACGUAGAGCAUCAGUUAUGAAGCCCUUAAGUAGCUUGAAGAGUCACACAGAUUAUGCAACACCUGCACAUUUGCACUUGACACUGAGAGCCAGAGGGCCGCGUGCUUCCCGCGACGUGGACUGUAAUAAUUUGUAGUUUCCAAAGAUCUGUCUGCGUUUGCAUUUCUAGAUUUUUGAGAUAAGCAUUUUUUGGUUGAUUGUUUCAGAAAAUCACAUCAUGCCUAGAACCUAAAGUUAAAUUAGCAAGAACCAACUGUUUGCAUUUUUCCCUCGUUCCUUCACUCUGCUCUUUUUAAAUUGUUAAUUCUAAUUAUUUGAAAAUGCAUCCACUGAAGAAAUGGAUAUUAAAAUAUUCUAAAAUCUAAA
Felis catus (domestic cat) is the source of this 9430-nucleotide messenger RNA. RefSeq names its product adenylate cyclase 9 (gene ADCY9). Gene Ontology annotation, biological process: cyclic nucleotide biosynthetic process; intracellular signal transduction; adenylate cyclase-activating G protein-coupled receptor signaling pathway. The transcript is spliced from 18 exons. The coding region runs from base 2119 to 6177 and encodes 1352 amino acids. Lineage: Eukaryota; Metazoa; Chordata; Mammalia; Carnivora; Felidae. The record is from RefSeq and is a predicted model, not a curated record. Gene Ontology annotation, molecular function: adenylate cyclase activity.